Molecule: messenger RNA, 2878 nt
Organism: Musa acuminata AAA Group (dessert banana)
Lineage: Eukaryota; Viridiplantae; Streptophyta; Magnoliopsida; Zingiberales; Musaceae
Product: transcription factor bHLH144-like
Exons: 4
Coding region: 1061-1984 (307 amino acids)
Molecular function (GO): protein dimerization activity
Source: RefSeq, a predicted model, not a curated record
UUUUGAAGCUUCUUUCUUCCGAGUUCAUAAUUUGGUUCCUCUCCAGUAAUUUCUGAUGGCAUCUUGGUACUCUGCAUCAUGUUAUAUUGUUAUUUCUAUGAUAAAAAUCGAUUUUUUCUGCUGAUUGCGAUAGAUCCUUGGCUUUUUUCGGCGGAGUUGGUUGACCUUGUAGCUUUUCUGCCCCCAGUUUUUGGUUCAUCCGUUUGUUCGAUGGAGCGCUCAGUCGAGUGGUUCCAAAAUCAUUUCUUUCUAUCUUUCGAAGUGCUUUGAUCUUCUGUAUCCCAUGCUUUUGAUGUCAAAAGAGCGAUCUUUUUAUCUUCCUUCUUUUGUGUUUCAAGUGGUUCGAGUUCUCGGCAUUCUUUGGGGGGGCAAUAUAUCUUAUUUACUGAGCUGGAUUUGGGUGUUUCAGCGAUCUAAAGCGACCAAAGGAGGCGACGAUCGAAGCUGUCCUGGUCAAAGAGCGGAAGCAGUAUGCGGUGGCUGUGUCUCUCAGUCGAUGUUCUUCGGAAAGGGGUCUCCUUGAACUUGUACUGUCGGGUCAUACUGUAGCUCGACUUGCCUCUCCUCUGGCUCGCUCUUUAUCUCUGUUUCUGGUCUCAAAGCACUCUUGUGUUUCUCCUCCGAGUCCUUGUUGCUUUCUUCCUCAAUUCUACCGGGAUUUGCUCUUCUUCUUUCUGUAGAUUCAUCUGGUUUUGUUAUUCCUGUCCUUUUUCUCUGCAUCGCUUUCGGGUUUCUGGUGGACUGGUUCGAUCUUAAGCGCAAGAAAGAGAAGUAAUGGUGUGCCAAGCUGCGGCUCAGACGAGAUUCCGAGCAUUGAAACAUGAGAGUGGGAUUGCUGGUAGCUCCACCAUAAUCGUUAGGAUCAUAGCUUGCUUCCAGCCAUUACAGGAUUGCCAGGCCGAGUACUUCCGCCACCUCCUCAAGCCGGUCACGUAGAUUAGCUUCUGUUUGCUUUGCUGAAUAAGGCUGUGAUUAUUGCAGUUGCUAGUAGAUAAUCUUGUGGAAACAACAUUUGAUCUUUGCUGAUUGCCACCGGUGCUUGCUUUGUGGGGAGUCACCGAUGAAGAAAUACCCUGAUCCUUGGGUCAAUAUGCCGCACUCAACAUGGCGGUUUAGUAGCUUGAACUCUGCUGCUGAUCUCCAGAAGCCGGAUAUCAGCCGACAGAAUGCGCCAUUCAGGGCGUUCCCUAACUACAUCAACCCCUUUGGCUCCUCCUCCUCUGGUAACGCUGCCGCACCGUUCCCUCGGAUUCCAGCGCGCAUAUCCGCUGAGACCAUGCCGACUUUGAAUCCUCCUGCAAUCCCCACCUUUGGCACACCGGAGUUUGCUGGAUCUCACAAGAGAUUUAUGGGUUUCAGUCAGUCAUGGGAUCAAACAAGCUUAAUUUUCAGCUCAUCAUGGAACCCAUAUCUGACUCUUAAUCCGACAAAUCAAAGCCUGGACCUUCAGGGGAGCAACGAAGUGGUUUCCGUUGGACACGGAGGAGAGGAGAUGCAUGAAGAUACCGAUGAAAUCAAUGCACUUUUGUACUCAGACUCCGAUGAUGAAGAUUACGGGGAAGAGGAGGCCAGCACAGGGCAUUCCCCGAUCGAGCCAACAGCAGGGAGCUCAUCGGAGGUAGCUAGCUCUGUCCUCCCUGUCAAGAGGAAGAGAAUUGAUGUGGAUGAGCCUGAUGCUUUGCUUGCAGACACAGCAAGCUCCCACCAUCAUGACCUUGGUUUGGAAUUCAGGAACAGAAAUACCAACACCGAUGGUGAAUCGAGCUGUGUGAGGGGAGAGGACCAGGACCAGGACCGCAAGCGGAUUAAGAGGGAGAAGAUACUAGAGACGGUCAGGGUUCUCAGGAGGAUCAUCCCAGGUGGGAAGGGAAAGGAUGCGGCCACCGUCCUCGACGAGGCCAUCUGCUAUCUGAAAUCUCUCAAGCUGAAAGCCAAAGCUCUAGGUGCUACGCCACUGUUGGAACUCCGUUCUCUAGGUCAAUGAAGAAAGAAGGAAAAGGGAGAAGGCAAUGAGUUCUCUCCACACGGAUCCAAUAAUUGAAGGUGUGAAUCAGUACCGGAAGACCACAGCUUUGGUGGAGCGUGAGAACUCUCAGUGUCAUUGCUUUGACGGUGGGUGAGUGAGGAAGAUAUCAUGGUCCAAUAAAGCAUAAUUACGUACUAGCCAUGGAGGAUUCCUAAUCGAUACAAAGGGAGACCGAGAGAGGCCCCCCCCACCCCUUCCUUUUGACCAAAAGCGAAUGAUGUCGGGCAUGGAGAUCGCGCGUGUGCCAUGGAUUCGAUAGAGUGGGAGCGCGCCUGUGCAUGCGCGGUCGUUGGGUGGGUGGUGAUCGCUCUUCCUCUUCCAUGUUCCAUCUUUUCAUCCAGCUUUGUGCUGUAGUAGUAGUAGUAGCUUUAAGGGAGGGUUUAGAAACUGGAGGAGAUUGCAGCUUGACUCUACUGUUGCAUUCCACGAUGACUUUGAUGCUUGUUGACUUCAUGAUUAGCUUUGUUAAAGAAGGGUGUUUGGGGAGGACUGUGGACCACUCUGUGAGCUCUGUUCCCAAUUUGGGAGCCAGGCUGAAGUCUUCAGGUUCAGUGAGGAGUGCCAUGCAUUGAUGUGGGGCUCUGCUCGUGGAGCUUUGUGAUUACUACUGCUUCCUUCUCUCCUUCAGCUGCCACAGGCUUGACGUUGCCUGUGGUAGCUUAUCCUGGUCCUCAAGAGGCUCCCAUGGCAGCAUGGUGCUGCAAGUUCAUAGAUCUUAGGAGAUCAGAUUGAUGCAUGGCUUUUGUACUGCUUGAAUAUAAUUUGAUCACCAAAGUGGUGAAGACAGGUAGAGGACGUCCUGUAAUAUGGCUACAUAUCAGAUCUUUAGCGAAUACUAAACAUAUAACUCAA